Diabrotica virgifera virgifera (western corn rootworm) is the source of this 7686-nucleotide messenger RNA. Its product is annotated as protein croquemort. The record is from RefSeq and is a predicted model, not a curated record. Gene Ontology annotation, molecular function: scavenger receptor activity. The transcript has 8 exons. The coding region runs from base 344 to 1816 and encodes 490 amino acids. Gene Ontology annotation, cellular component: cytoplasm; membrane. Lineage: Eukaryota; Metazoa; Arthropoda; Insecta; Coleoptera; Chrysomelidae.
AAUCUCAUGUUAAUCUCUUUCCAAACUUUUUUUAGAUUCUGUCAGUUCUUGUUAUCAACAAGUAAACCAACGUUCACUUCAUCGGUUUCAUUUAAGUGGCAUGUACUUACAAUGGAUGUAUGAGGUUGACCAAGAGUAAACAUUUGAUAAGAGCCAACGUGCACUUGAAUAUGACCAAUCAUUAUUUCACAUCUGCAUACAUAUCUCAUUUCAAAGUUAUUUUGUAAUUUGUAGAUACUCGUGUAGUCACUUGUGUUGGAUCUCCCGUCAUUCAGGAUACCUGUUUUAGUGAAUUGUUUUCGUGUUGUAGGUGUUUGGUGUUUUUGUGAAUUUUUACUACAAUAUGGGCUGCUGUCGGUGUUCGCCAUCCUGUAAAAAAUGGACAACUUUUGGUGUCGCUACCGCGUUUAUAAUCUUCGGUUUGUUUUUUUCAAUAUUUUGGGCAAUGAUUGUCAAGAAAGUCAUGAAUUAUGAACUUGGUUUAUCCUCAAAGGACACAAAUGCCUACGGCAUGUGGAAGGAAACACCAAUACCGAUCUAUCUCUCAUUUUAUUUUUUCAAUUGGACCAAUUCCGAAGAGUACCAAAGGAAUUCCUCUAUCAAGCCGCACUUCGAUGAAUGUGGGCCUUAUACUUACCACGAACACCACGUUAGGGACAAUGUCACAAUUAAUGAUAAUUCCACAAUUUCCUUUUACAACAGAAGGACGUGGAAGUUUGUACCAGAAAGAUCCGUGGGAGAUCUUACUGAUCAAAUCACGACUUUCAAUCCUAUUGUGGCAUCGAUAGCCAGUUUAGUUAAGGACAAAAACUACAUAGUACUUAUAGGAGUAGACUUUUUCUUGGAAGAAUACAAGAUCAAUUUGACUGUUACCAAGACUGUAGAAGAAUUCACUUUUGAGGGUUAUGACGAUCCUUUGCUUAAGCUAGUCCAAAAAUUAAAUAUAACCGGUUUGAAAAUACCCUUUAAAAAAUUUGGGUGGUUUGUAGACAGAAACGACUCAGCUCCAUACGAUGGAAUGUGGAACAUGGACAAUGGAGCUAAUUCAAUUGAUACUCUAGGCCUAGUUAGAAAUUGGAAUUAUGAAUCUCGUGUGCCUUAUUAUGAAGGGACGUGUGGAGAAGUGGAAGGUACUCAAGGGGAACUAUGGUAUCCUCCUCACGACAAAAAAACUGUUAAAAUUUUUUCAAACGAUUUGUGUAGUUCAAUCGAAUUAGAUUGGAGAGGCGACUAUGAAUACCAAGGAAUGAAAGGGCACAAAUUUGUUGGAACCGAUAAAGUUUUCGAUAAUGGUACCAAAUAUCCUGAAAUGGGUUGUUUUAAGGGUAAAGGAGUCACUCACCAGCUCUCGGGUGUCAGAAAUGUCUCACUUUGCAAAUAUGGAGCUCCAGCUUUAGUUUCAUUCCCUCACUUUUAUGAAGCAGAUCCCGCCUUUUUAGCAGAUAUCGAAGGUUUAGAACCAAAUAAGACGCAACACGAAAUGUUCUUAGCUUUAGAACCAGAAACAGGAUUACCCCUUACUGUCAGAGCCCAGAUUCAACUCAACCUCAAAAUGGAAAAAGUGAAACACAUUAAAAUUCUUGAAAAUGUUAAAUCGACAGUUAUGCCCAUGUUUUGGUUUUCUCAACAAGCCGAUCUUACCGGUGACCUAGUCGAUUCCGUUAAAGGAGUCUUGUUACUCACCCCUAUCGGUGCCUACACAGGGUAUGGUUUACUAGGCAUAGGAGUUCUCAUCGCCAUCAUUGGAAUCGUGAUAACCUUCAGGAGAGGCUGGCACGACAGUGAGGAUGAACUCCUACUAAAUUCAAAUACAUAACCUAAUAAUUAAUAUUUUUCAGCUAAUAGGAUAUAUGAUAAAGGGUAACACACUGGACGGUUACGCUUGAUUAAAACUUUUUUAAAUUAUGUUAGGCCUAAUAUGACCUUUCGAUUUUUAAUAGUGGUAAAUUGACUUUUUUGUGUGAUUUAGAUUUUUAUUAGAAAUUUUUUAUAGUAUUUGUUGGUCAAUACCUGAGCAGCUGUUGUAGAAAUUAGUAUAAUGAUACUUUUAGGAAAAGUACUUAAGUUCCGAACAUUUAAAAUUAUUUGUGGUCAUUUUGGUUAUUUCAUUAGGAUAUAUUACUAGACUGGUUAGAAUAUGGCGUUAUAACAAGCAACUUUUAAAAAUGUUGUUUUCAUGAUAUACCAACAACAUAAUAAUAAUAAUCACUGGCUAAUAGUUAUACAUUUAUGUCCCAAAUUUGAUAUUCCCAUUUACGUUUAGUGUUUUUAUUUUACUUAUCAUUUUUUAACAAAUAUCUCGUCGUCUUCCAAUGUAUUGUUCUUAAGCUAUUUGUAUAGCAUUUCUUUUAUUACUUUUUGGUAAGCUCAUGUUGAUUUAACAAUUUUUUUGCAUCUUAGGUUUUGUAUGUAUUUUUUUCUAUACAUAUAUUAUCGACUGUUACUUGAUGAAAAAUCGUGUUAAAAACUAUGUAUACGUAAAAACAUUGUUUUUCUUCUUCUUUUCUUUUUAUAUAGGCAGUACUGCCUGUUUUUCUUCAAUGAUGCCUUUCAUUCUGUUCCUAAAUUGUCAUUCAAUCUUUUCCUUGGGCGUCAUGUACUUCUUCUGCCCAAUGGUGACUUGUCCCUGGCGAGUCUUACUAUCCUUGAUUCAGACAUCCUGCUUAUGUGUUGAUUCCACUCUUCUUUUCUGUUCUUUACCCAGGUAUUUAUAUUGUCUACCCCACAUAUGCGUCUGAUUCCUCACUUCUUACCCUGUCCUGUAGGUGAUUUCCAGCAAUCCUUCUAAAGUCUUCCAUAAGUUAUUAAAUAAUAUAAAUCUUCCAUUGUUUUUAAUUUUCAAAAAAUUGAUUUUAGUAAUUUAUAAUUGAAUUACAGUCCUUUGUAUUUUCAGUGGGAUUCCUCCAGCUUAGAACUGUUAUCUUUUUUAAAUCAUCUGUCCCUUUUUCUUAUUUAUCUAUCUUUUUCUUCUUAUCUAUUUAUCUAUAUAUCUUAUUUCUUCAUCUCUGAACAUAAUUUUUAACGUUACCAUUUUCUUCAUAUACCUACCGAAUAUUAUAUUGUUUGAAUUUUAAUAUACCCUUUGUCUCCUUUACCAAACUCGAUCAUUUCUUUAUCUUGAGGUACUUAACAAUACAAUUUCCAAUGAAAUACCUCAUGCCAGUUACUAUUUUGACACAAAUUUAGCACUUACUUAAAUGUUUGUUACCUUUGAUUGUAUAGUAGCCUCCCUCUUAACCAGCUAAUUUGAGAUUGCCAUUUUGACCAAUCAAAUCGACGUACUUCGUAAAUUUAUAUUGAAAUUGUGCACCAAGAUAAAAAGAAAGAAUGUGCUUAUUCAGAAUAUCUGUUGACUAAACCGAGACAAUCGUUUUCGAGGUUUAUAUUUUGCAUCUCCGAGGUUUACAACUCUGAGGUUUAUAUAGGUUGCAUCAGAUUAUGUACAGUCACAAUCACUGAAUAGUUUACACCCUUUAAUAUCCAGUUAAAAUUAAAAAAAUAAAAUAAAUUUUUUUAAAUAAAAUUGAGUUAAAAUUUAAAUUAAAACGGCAGUUUGGACGCUUUUAAUAACUUCUUAUUUUAUUUUUCAAUACACACUAAAAUUUUUGACAAGCAAUUUGACAGUUAGUAAAUCCGUACGACACUGCGAUUUUACAGUAUUACAAUAUAAAAAUAAAGUUGUAAACUAUUCAGUGAUUGUGACUGUACAUCUCCGGUCAUUGAAUAGUUUACACCCUUAUCUAGUUACCGAUUUUUUUGAAUUUUUACCUCGUUUAAACACACUUUUUACGUCGAAGUAACGUUACCAGUGGCGAACCCAGAAUAAGUUGAUUAAAUUAAAAAACCAUAACAAAAUAAAUCUAUUUUAUAAAAUGUAACAAAAUGAAAAUUAAUAAAUGAAAAUUUAGGAAUUGCUCUUGUUUUUUAAUAGCUUGUUAUUUAAUUUUUAAAUACGCGCGAAAGCUUUUGACAAGCCCUUUGACAUUUAGCAUAUCCGUAUGACAUUGCGAUUUUACAGUAGGUAUUACAGUGUAAAAAUGAAGAUGUAAACUAUUCAGUGACCACAACUGUACAUAAUAUUUAACAGCUAAAACAAUAUACAGGGUGUCCCCGAGAAUAGUGCGUUCCUUAAAGGUAUAGGUAGAAGGCACCAUGUAGAGCAAAAAAGUCUUAUAACAUUUUUUUCUAAAUGCAACCGUUUGGCUAAAAAACCAAAAUACGUUUUGGUAUGCAAAUUGAAAUCUGACAACUAUGUAUACAAAAAUCUAAACAUAGACAAUCACAAUUCAAAAAUAGUUGCAGCAUGUUAGCCACAAGUAUUUACAUUAAACACUGUCUUCAUCCUAAACAAACAAACAAAUUCUUGUUUUGUUGGAUUUUCAAACAUGGGGUGGUACAAUUAUUUUGCAGGUGUACCUGACUGACCAACAUUUGUGGUGUCAAUAAACUAAAUCACAAACAGUUCUUGUACAGUGAUGCCAAAUUAGUUAAUUUUAUGAAAAUAAAAGUUCUCUUAUAUGGCGAACAAUGUAAUUUUUUUUGGAAACGGUUAACUUUAGAAAAAAAUGUUAUAGGACUUUUUUGUUCUACAUCGUGUAUUAUAUCCAUAUCUUAAAGGAACGCACUAUUUUCGGGGACACCCUGUAUAAUUGAUAUUACAAUGAUGCCAAGUUGUAGAUUUUAGACUUAGAUCUUACGGCACUGGCAUUUUCGCCUUCUUUAGAGCUGAAGAACCGACGUAUAUUCACUACGUAAGAUGCUGUUUGAUUUUAGGCAUGUAGUCUAUGUAUUUUCAAAAUAUUGACGCAAAUAGCCACUUUUGUCUUUCUUAAAACGCCAAAUACUAUUCAGAAAGUGCCAUGCGAAUGGGUUUGUGAUGUUCAGUGAGCGCAAGUGGUACCCAUUUUGUGUAAAGAUUCGUCAUGUUCAAUUUCUGUCGGAAGAUGUGGCCAACUCUUUAAUAUCGUUUGUAUGCGAAUCUUCCAAAAUCAUAUCGUUCACCUUGUCGAUAUGUUCCGGUAGGGUUGCAGUUUUUAGAUGUCUUUAUCAUGAAGUCUCAUUGAUACUUUCACAGCUUCGUUUAAAUUCGGCUGUUUAUUUUUUUUUCUCGGCCGAAAUUGAAGGCGAGGAGUCAUCUAUCAUACACAUUUUACAGGCCGUUAGUGAGCCUAAGAUUUCUUUCAUUUGUCUACUCUACCCACACAUUUUCGAUGGUGGUAAGGUCUGAACUCCGGGAAGUCCACGGAAGAACAUUAGCAUGAGUUUCUUUAACUAUUCUGGAACAAUUCUACUGAUAUGAAUCAGCCAAUUGUUCUGUUAGAAGAUGAAGUUGUUAUUGUGUAAUCCUCCCUGGAUCACUGAUGGCAACAUUGUGUUCUCAAGAAUAUUCUUUGUACCUUAUUCGUGUUAUUUUUUUCUGUAUGAGAAAAAACUGCCGGGCCUUCAGCACUUAUCCAUCCCCAUACGUUGACCGAGAAUUCAUUACUAUUUAAACCCAUAAGGAAAAACUUUCCUGUAGCUGGUUGUAUACCAUUAAUUACAAAAAUUGAAGAAAAAAAUCUUCUGUGUAAAAGGUAUAUUUAUUUGAAAACCCCAAUAAAGGACUACAUUAAAAGACAGAACGUUUUCGCUCUAGAGAGAGCAUCAUCAGUGUUCUAAGCAAGCUCUACAUGCUAAGCCACCAAAAAUACAUGGGUAAAAACCCUUAAAAUAUCGACUAAAAGUCUUACGUUGACGUGUUGUAUAUUAAAUCCUGGCGAUGGAUGAAAUUUACCUCAAAGCAUCAUAUGACUAGUCCACGAGCAUGUGGGUGGUUGAGUCGAUUUCUCUGUCUUCACAAAAACUCUUGUUGGCUUUUACCUUUCUCUUUGUGAAGACAGAGAAAUCGACUCAACCACCGACAAGCUCGUGGAAUAGUCAUAUGAUGCUUUGAGGUAUCCUUCUAAAUUUCAUCCGCCGCCAGGAUUUAAUAUACAACACGUCAAUGUAAGACUUUUAGUCGAUAUUUUAAGGGUUUUUACCCAUGUAUUUUUCGUAGCUUAGCAUGUAGAGCUUGCUUAGAACACUGAUGAUGCUUUCUUUAGAGCGAAAACGUUGUUUUUUAAUGUAGCCCUUUAUUGGGGUUUUCAAAUAAAUAUACCUUUUACACAGAAGAUUUUUUUUCUUCAAUUUUUCUAUACUAUUUCUUAAAUGAUGAGUACCGUUCGUCAAACCUAUGAUUUCUCGGCCUAUAAACUAUUAUUCGCCCAUUGUUAUAUUAUAAUACGAUCGAAACCCUUUUUUACAGAAAAUGCAACGUUAGACUACAAGUUGUUUUCACGGUUUAUGAGUUCAUUGCAUCUCCUCUUGUGAUCAUCAGUCAAAAAAGAUUUCCUUGCAGCUGCACAAUAUAUCAAUUCACUUGCUUUAAUCAUUCUAAGUGUAGUGCAAAUGCUGCCCUGAAACGCUGUCCCUUCGCUAGCUCAAUACCUCAUCUUAUUACUCUCUGGAGAUUUUCUGCCUCUUGAACCACCCAACCGUGCUAUAGAGUGAAAAUGAUCUCAUCUUUGUUUGAUGUUUCAUAUCGAUAGCUUAGUGUGAAAACUUCGUAUCUCAUUUCACAGAAAAUUUUACAGAAAAGACUUUAAACUGAAUUUCUGCAUACUCUAACUUAAAACAAAAAAAAUAUCUUUACAAAUUUUUGAUUCUGAGUACGUUUAGAUCAUUACACCUACAUUUUUCAUAUAUAUUUUGGGUUAGAGUAGGCAGAAAUUCAGUUUAAAUUCACUCACUCAUGAAAAAUUUUCUGUAAAAUGAGAUACGAGGUUUUCACACUAAGCUAUCGAUAUGCACAUAUAGCUCACGUUCAAAUCUGCAACAACUUGCCUGAGUGACCAACCUUCUUCGAGUUUGGCAAUUGCAUUUAUUUUUUGCGCAUUAUUCAAAUGCAGUCUAGGUAUUUUGGCACUGUGAUUUUACAGUAUUACGAUAUAAAAAUGAAGGUGGGGAUUAUUUGUCUGUUCCCCUUUGAAGCCAAUCAGUUAAAUUGACUUGUUCAGAGUGAGGCUACUGUAUUUGUACAUUGUUUCCUUAAUUUGACUAAACUAUUAUCGUUUGUAAAGUUCAUUCCAAUUUUAUUUAUAUAUAAUGACCGACAGAUCUGUACAUAACAAGUGUCUUUGUAUAUUUAAUUUUAGUUGAUAUUUUUAUAUGUGUAAUAUUAGAUGUAAGUAAUGAUACCAGCUCAAUAGUUUAAGUACUACAAUUAAUAAUAUUUCAUUGCUCUUUUUUUUUGUAAAAAUGUAAAUUUUAACUGUUUAGAAAAAUGUGUACAUAAAAUAAAGCUUGAAAUUGUAAGUCAAAAUGAUAAAAGUAUGAAAUUGUAAUUCACAAAAUAUAUAACCGACCAGUUUAAAAAAUCUCCAAAAAGUGAUUUUGUAAAUAAUGAAAGCAAGUACCGGUGUAAGUCUUUUAUGAAAUUGUAAAAUAUCUAAUGUUUUGGGUUUAAUUUGAGAUAAAGUUAUUUCAUAAUUGCUGACAAAACUACAACAUUUUGAAAUACUACUGUCCUUUGUUAUUCUUGCCUCAAACAUGACUUACUAAUAAUUACAGUAUUGUUCAGACAGAAAAAUCUAAAUUCUUAGUAUUAGGAUUGUGUAAAAAUAUUUUAUACCAAAUUUUGAAUUAAAAUAAAAUUGUUGAACUUUA